AUUCUCUCUUUCCCGCGCUCGAGAGAUAUCAAUUAUUCGAUUCCUCUCCCUUCCUUACAAGCUUUUGAAUUCUUGAGAACAGAGCGAGCUUCCCCCAAUGAACCUUUCAAACAGAGAUGGGUUACAGAGAUAUACACAUCUCCGAUGGUAGUGCUGAAGACGACUCUAUACAAUCUGAUUCCUUGAACAACAAAGAUGAAGGACACAUACCACCAAAUAAUGAAGAAGAUAUGGUUGAAGCGUUUCGUAACUUGCUUCUCCUCCAUGGUCACUUACCUUCAAACCAUGGUGAUCACAAUACUCUUCUCAGGUUUCUAAAAAUGAGGGAUUUUGAUCUGGAGAAUUCCAAAGAUGCGUUUCUCGAUUAUAUAAAGUGGCGACUUGAUUCUAAAGUGGAUUCGAUCUCUAAGAUGUUUAAGUUUGAAGAAUACGAUGAAGUGAAGAAACAUUACCCUCAUGGCUUUCAUAAGGUUGACAAAAGUGGUAGGCCAAUCUACAUCGAGAGGCUCGGGAUGGUUGACCUUAACGCCUUUCUUAAAGCAACCACUGUUGACAGAUAUGUUAACUAUCAUAUCAAAGAACAAGAGAAGACGCUGAGCUUGAGAUAUCCCGCUUGUUCGAUUUCUUCAGGGAAGCAUGUUUCGUCUACCACUACCAUUUUGGAUGUCUCUGGAGUGGGAAUGUCAAACUUCUCAAAACCUGCGAGAUCACUUUUCAUGGAAAUUCAGAAGAUAGACAGCAACUACUACCCUGAGACUUUGCAUCGCCUCUUCGUUGUCAAUGCCAGUUCUGGAUUUAGGAUGUUGUGGCUUGCACUCAAGACCUUUCUUGAUGCUCGGACUUUGGCUAAAGUUCAAGUGCUAGGACCCAACUACCUUGGAGAGCUACUUGAAGCAAUAGAUCCAAGCAACUUGCCAACAUUUCUUGGAGGAAAUUGCACUUGUUCAGAUCAUGGAGGCUGUCUUUUUAGCGACGAAGGACCUUGGAAUGAUCCAGACAUCAAGGAAAAGAUUCAGGAGUCUUCCACAUUCGGAGCUGUUGAUUCAGAGAGGGAAACUAUGGAAAAAGUCUCAGAAAAUGCUUCGGCCAAUCAAAAGGAAAACUCAGGCAAGAUCAUGAUAACACUGGAGAAGUAUACUGCCCUGAAAACUGCUGUUAAGGAUUCCCAGAAGAAAAUUGAAAUGUUGGAGGUAUCACUCCAUGAGACCAAAAAGGUCUUGAAGUUACUCGCGGAGAUCAUUAAACCGAAUGAAACCGAAACAAACCUAUAGCCAGAUACAAACCGGUUUAGAGCGUAAGACAAAUUAGUCAAGAAAAAUGCCCGGUUUAAUGAGCUCGAAAUGAUGAUAGAUAUAGUGUGUGGAAUCCGUACUACGGCGAUAAAUGCAAUCAUGUGUGGAGCCAAUCUGUCUCACAUGCCCUCUAAUUUACUUCCACAAACAACUGCACUGCACUGCACGUGUGAUCUCUGAUGCUUCAACUUCAUUUGCUCACAUUUAUUUCUCUAUGUUUUAUUCAAAUCUAAUUCCACAGCUCGAUUUGAUCCUCUUCCCGAUGACAAAGACAAAUGCGUCACGAGUACUAUUUUAAU
This is a messenger RNA of Camelina sativa (false flax), 1591 nucleotides long. Its product is annotated as phosphatidylinositol/phosphatidylcholine transfer protein SFH11-like. Lineage: Eukaryota; Viridiplantae; Streptophyta; Magnoliopsida; Brassicales; Brassicaceae. The record is from RefSeq and is a predicted model, not a curated record.